UCAUUGUGAGAGAAUGUAUCUAACAAUAAGUGAAGUGAAUGAAUUCUAUCGAGCGACAGAGAGAAUGAUGCCGCGCCGCGUUUCUUAUUGCAAUGCAGAUUACAUGUAUAUCCAUCAAACAGAGGUCAAUGUCUUCGGACAAAAUAAUCGGAGCCGCGAUAGAAGGGGCUGCAUAAACACGCGAACGGAUUAAAAGGCCGCGGUGGCGAAUGCGACGAGAGAAAGUGCAGCCUCUCGAAGAGCGAAUGUCAUUACGUCGCGUUAGAGUGUGUGCAUUGCGCAUUGUCAACAUAUACCUACAAUACAAUAUUAUCAGGAUCGUGCUUAUCUAUAGGCACGUUGGAUGCCCGUUUAUACGCGUGAGACACUCGUAAUCGAAGAAAUCAGUCUUUCUACACAACACGCGUAAAAGGAUGUCCCACUAUCGGCCUUGGGGCUCGACGGAGAAUGGUCAGAUAGAAUUCGAGUCCUUAACGGAUGAGACCUUGGAGGGUGCUCUCGAUGUGAUAAAAAAGAGCUUUUUUCUCUACGAAUCCGUAUCCAUAGGCGUGGAAUUGAAUUCUGAGCCGGGAGCAUCCGAAGAACUCAAGGAGCUCUGUUUAUACGCGGCUAAGGACGGUGUGAGUGUCGUGGCUAUCGACAUUACUACUAACGAAGUUGUCGGUGUUGCGUUCAACAAAAUUCAAGUGUCCGCCAACAGCUCUGAGAAAAGUUUCUUCGAGCGCUUCAGUGACAACUGUCGGUACAAAUCGUCGAAGGCUCUGGUGGACUUCAUGAUAAAUGUAGAUUCGCGAGUAAAUCUCUUCAAGCAUUAUUACGUCGAUUGCAUCCUCGAGAUUAUGUUUAUAGCGACUUUACCCACCUACGGGAAACGACGUAUAGGCGAGAUGCUAAUCACCUCGUCGUUGGAACUCGGUGAGGAGUUGAGACGCGAUAAAAACGUGAGAAUACCUAUCACGAUACACGGCAGUGACGAGGUGACGAACGCCGACGCGGUGCCGGCCUUAGUCUCCGCAAUCAUGACGUCCAAUUACUCGUAUCGAAUCGCGAUGAAACUGCACUUCGACGUGCUGUUGGAAGUCUCGUACGACGAGUUCGAGUUCAAUGGAAAGAAGUACAGUGAGAGAGUAGGCCAGGAACAUCGACAGGCAGUUUUGGUAGCCAAGAGACUCUCCCCAAUUUUGCCAAAAAAACAAUGAUCGUGCGAGUAGUUUUAUGGACGGAGAACUUUCUCACAUUGCGAUGCUCAAUCGAAUUCAGGAAUAACAUAAAUUAGAAAUAAUAACAGAUAUUAUUAUAUAGAAAUUAUAAUUAUAGAUAUUAUUAUUCCUAAAUAU
Molecule: messenger RNA, 1337 nt
Organism: Temnothorax curvispinosus
Lineage: Eukaryota; Metazoa; Arthropoda; Insecta; Hymenoptera; Formicidae
Exons: 3
Coding region: 414-1199 (261 amino acids)
Molecular function (GO): N-acetyltransferase activity
Source: RefSeq, a predicted model, not a curated record